Closterium sp. Naga37s-1 is the source of this 516-nucleotide messenger RNA. NCBI's taxonomy places the organism in Eukaryota, Viridiplantae, Streptophyta, Zygnematophyceae, Desmidiales, Closteriaceae. The record is from the annotation of a GenBank genome assembly.
AUGGGGCUCAUGGUCGACUCCAAUGCCAACCUCGCGGUAGCCAAGGCGAAUUCGAAAAUGGAGCAAGUGUUCGGUAAAACCGAUCUGCUGGCUGGGGUUGCCGCUGGAAGGUUCCAGGCAGCAAUUAACAGCGAGAAGCUCAAAGGAGGAGCCAUGUUUGCCGUCUCUAACAUCAACCGCAAGUGCAAGCUCGACGUGAGCAUCGUGGUGGUCUCCCCAGACGCCCCAAAGCCGUCAGCAACAAUCUCUGUCACCGACCCGGCUACUGCUGACACCACCGACCUUUCCCUGCCUUGCGCGUGGUCCCAGCCCCGCCCCGGCGUGUGGCUGUGCGAGUGGCUCGACAACUUCCCGAGCGUGUCGGGUGCUGCUGGCACUGCAAACGCUGCUUACGCGGCUGCUUCCAGCAUGCGUGCAGCGGCCCUGCCAGGCUCGGCAGUGGAUUCGGUGUUUAAGCUGACUGUGGAGUCAGAAGCGGGGGACACUGCUGAAGGCACGCUGCGUUACACUCUCUGA